AUGCAUCCCAAACGGACGAUUGCUACGUGCCUGAUAAUUGUCUGGUCGGCAGAAGUGUUGCUGUGCAACGGUACAGAUCGCCACAAACGAACGUUGGUGUUCACAUCGGACAGUGCCACCGGGAUCCUGAUUGCAUUGUCCGUACCACUGCUAAUACCGGAUAGGAACAUCUUUUUGGCCUACAACUUUGAAGCAAACUACGGUAUGCCGGGAAAGGCGAGUGACUUCACCCAGGGUGUGCUGAAGAAGGUGGAUAACGAUCAGAUCGAACCGACAGCAGAUGACGAAUCGGAAGGAAGACGUGCGGAACGUGCCACGAUUACACGGUUUACCCGCAAACAGGUGUACCGUAUGAUCGAGCUGAAUUUGACACGCUACGGUUACGAUGGGAAGAAGUGCAUCCUGCGAAUGAUCUGUGAGCUAGCGGGGCAACCGGUUCACGACGCGAAUGGCAUUAUUGGGGAUCUUUUGCAGCUAGUGUUUACACCAUCUGGUUCGAGGUACGAACAACUGCCGAGCGAGUUCUAUGUGGCGGAGCAAAAAGGACGUCAGGAAAAGUGUGCCAAAUAUGAGAAAUAUUGUCCCAAAAGUCCACUCGACACAAUUAGUUUAAUUUUGUAG
This is a messenger RNA of Anopheles maculipalpis, 621 nucleotides long. RefSeq lists its product as uncharacterized. The record is from RefSeq and is a predicted model, not a curated record. Bases 1 to 621 code for a protein of 206 amino acids. The transcript has 3 exons. NCBI's taxonomy places the organism in Eukaryota, Metazoa, Arthropoda, Insecta, Diptera, Culicidae.